Messenger RNA from Portunus trituberculatus (swimming crab), 1730 nucleotides. RefSeq names its product argininosuccinate synthase-like (gene Ass). Gene Ontology annotation, molecular function: argininosuccinate synthase activity; ATP binding. The record is from RefSeq and is a predicted model, not a curated record. Bases 435 to 1730 code for a protein of 431 amino acids. The transcript is spliced from 10 exons. Gene Ontology annotation, biological process: urea cycle; L-arginine biosynthetic process. Lineage: Eukaryota; Metazoa; Arthropoda; Malacostraca; Decapoda; Portunidae. Gene Ontology annotation, cellular component: cytoplasm.
GGAACAAGUCGUACUCUGGGGAGUAGUCAAAGAGUGAACGAUGGACAGGAAGACAGUGAAGUGCCUGACGAACUAACAAAGUGUUACCCGUACUUUGUUGCCGCCCCUGCCCGUCCUGUGUGCCGCCGCCACCUGUUCCCGGUGACUCGUGUAUAGUUGCUGUAAUAUAGAGAAAUAAGGAAGAAGUGUUUCCUUCUCCCCACUCUGUGUGACUAAUCUGAGUGAGAGUGGGUGCUAUUAUACUGCUAUAGCAGCAGACAGCCAGCCUGAGAGAGCGAUCUGCGAGCCUCUCCACCCAAGCCGCGCCGCGUCACCCAGAUCACCAGCAUCCUCUCUCAGUCGCCGCUGCCUCAACAUCUCAGACACUACCUCGGCAAACAAUCCAUCACCGCUCUUGUCGCCUAUACGUUGUUAAAUUUCAUCAAGCAUCAGAUAUGGAGGAAGAACGUGGCACAGUAGUACUCGCCUACUCAGGAGGUCUCGACACAUCUUGCAUCCUGGUGUGGCUUCGCGAACAAGGCUAUAGAGUUGUCGCUUUCAUGGCUGACCUUGGCCAAGAGGAGGACUUUGAGAAAGCUAAGGCGAAGGCCACCAAGCUGGGAGCUGCGGAGGUAGUGGUGCAAGAUCUUCGGCGGGAGCUCGUGGAAGAUUUUGUGUGGCCCGCUGUUCGUGCCGGGCUAGUUUACGAGGGCCGAUACUUGUUGGGCACGGCACUAGCUCGGCCCUGCAUCACCCGCGCCCUCGUCUCGCAGGCUAAGAGAUUAAAAGCAGGUUACAUAUCCCAUGGAGCUACAGGGAAGGGCAACGACCAGAUACGCUUUGAGCUCGGCUGCUACACACUUUGUACGGAUAUCAAGAUCAUUGCUCCGUGGAAAGAUCCAGCCUUCUACGAGAGAUUCCCAGGCCGACCUGAGUUGUUCGAGUAUGCUAAGACUCACGGUAUACCACUGCCAGUCACCCCGAAGUCACCUUGGAGCAUGGACGCCAAUAUGGUGCACAUAAGUUACGAGUCUGGAGUGUUGGAGGAUCCUGCUGCUGCCCCUCCAUCCACCAUUUACCAGAUGACCACCAACCCAGAGCAAGCACCCGACGUUCCGCAAUGUCUCAUUCUUACCUUCCGCCGUGCAUCUCUGAGGAGAUUGUCACCUCCCACUGCCAGACACUGUUGGUCCAUUGUUGUGUUCAGACCUAAAAUAGCUUGUAACCAAAGUGACAAAAGUGUUCUGCAACUACAAGUUGGAGAGGCCCGCCCACAUCUGGAGGUACUGAAAGCACAACUGGCGAAAUUUGAGGAGUCAUUCGACAAAUUUCCAACAGGCGUGUUUUGGAGGAACUUUUUGACGAUGACAGAUAUCCUUCAAAGAUUCAUCUUCUAUCAGAGGGAAGCGAACUGGAAGGGACAUUUACACGAGUGUGCAAACAUGCUUCCUUACCUUGCGGCAGCUGGGCAUUACAAGUAUGCCCAGCAAUCAUUGCCCCUGUACUUGGCUGAGAUGAAAAACCUGUCCGAUUCCGCACCAGAUGUAGAAACACAGUUCAUGGAGGGAUCGUUCGUUGGAAGACACGCUGCAGGCGAGCACAAUGGAGUUUCCCAGAUAUGCUCCUGGAGCAAACUUUCAAUGCUGAUGCGAAAGAAGCAAGCGGACUGGACGGGAUUACGCUCAACAAAGCUGCUCGAAGUAAAUGGGUUUACACAAAACCUAUCACUGCAAGUGUAUCUGCCGAACUGA